ACCACUCAACCACCAGAAAGGAAACUUAACCCUAUCUAUCACCACAGAGUUUAAUAAUACAUAACCUUCGGCGCAUACGAAUGAAAUAUAAGCAUAACUAGCACCUGUUCUUGCCACGCCCACCUGUUCGUGAGAAAGUAAUAAAAACUGGACGCGGCCUGGCUAACACUCCUGCCUGUUUCCUGCCGGUUGCCUGCUUGACAACACCAGUCCUCAACCAGCCGUUAGGAAGGAGUCACCAUGGCCCCCACACUGUACCUUUUCAUGCCCUCCGCCUACUGCCGCUCCGUGCUACUGGCGGCGAAGGCGUUGGACGUGGAGCUGGACGUGAAGACGGUCAACCUGAUGGAGAAGGAACAAUUAAAGCCGGAGUUCCUGGCCAUCAACCCCCAACACACCGUCCCUACAUUCGUGGACGGCGACCUGGUGCUGACGGAGAGCCGCGCCAUACUGACCUACCUGUCGUCCCGCUACGGCAAGGACGACUCCCUCUACCCGAAGGACGUGAUCACCAGGGCCAAGAUCGACGGCCUCCUAUACUUCGACUGCUCCACCCUCACCAUCAAGUGGCGCCUCGUGGUGCACCCUGUCAUGCGUUCCACGGCCGCUAAACCCGACGAGGAGGCCGUGAAGAACCUGGAGGAAGCUGUGGGCUGGCUGGACGGGAAGAUCGCGAAGCACCCGGACCUCUACCUCGCCGGGACGUCUCAGCCCACCGUGGCCGACCUCGCUAUCGUUGCCUGGGUCUCCACGUACGAGGCCGCGGGUUUCGAUGUGUCCCAGCACCCGCACGUGGCCGCCUGGCUCGCCCGCUGCAAGGAAAGCAUUAAGGGCUACAAGGAACUGAACGAGCCCGGUGCCAAGAAGUUCGGGGAGAUUUUCAAAGGGUUGAUGAAGUCCAGGAGCUGAUGUGUGGGUGUGUGAUGGUGGCGGCGGUGGUGGUGAAAUUAGUCUAAAAUGCGGUUCUUAGAAAAUGGAAGUUAGAGAAGGUGUCUAUUUGGGGUACUUCUCCUAUAAUUCCUUCCCCUUCUGUCUCUCUCCGGCAUAUGACCACAGAUGUUGCGCCGACUAAACGAAACUUUCCAACUUUCUAUUUGAGGUAAGGCAGUCUAAAUGAAGCUAUGCUGUUAAAUUAAUGAUGAAAUUUUGCUUAGUUUCAAAUACUGCUUGAUGCUGAUGGUUGAUAAAUAGAACAAGAUAUAUCGCUGACUAGUAAUCUUAUAUAAUCCCAAAUAUUCCCAUAGGUCUUUAUUAUAAUAACUGGCAUCAAGUAUUUAGAAAAGAAGUCUAUCAAUGGUAAAAAAGAGCUUAGUAGUGUUGGAUAAAUGCAGCUACAUGUUCUAAAUAUGAUUUUUAUUGUUUUGGCGUUUGUUUUCUUGUUAUGAAAUCUGAAAAAAAGCUGUUCUGUUAA
Molecule: messenger RNA, 1411 nt
Organism: Eriocheir sinensis (Chinese mitten crab)
Lineage: Eukaryota; Metazoa; Arthropoda; Malacostraca; Decapoda; Varunidae
Product: glutathione S-transferase D7-like
Exons: 4
Coding region: 241-909 (222 amino acids)
Biological process (GO): glutathione metabolic process
Molecular function (GO): glutathione transferase activity
Source: RefSeq, a predicted model, not a curated record